GUUUGAUAAGCCACUACUUCCUUUCCACAUGUGAGCUGACAAUUUCACCAUCCGUCAACGAUGGCUCACUAUAAUUUUAAGAAGAUCACGGUUGUACCACCAGCAAAGGACUUUGUUGACAUUGUUCUAUCCAAAACUCAACGUAAGACCCCAACAGUAGUGCACAAACACUACAAGAUCUCCAGGAUACGGACGUUUUACAUGAGAAAGGUCAAGUUUUCCUCUCAGACAUUUCAUGACAAGUUGACACAGAUUAUCCAAGAAUUUCCUAAACUUGACGAUGUCCAUCCGUUCUAUGCCGACCUGAUGAAUGUGCUGUAUGACAAGGAUCAUUACAAGCUCGCCCUCGGCCAGAUCAACACUGCUCGACACCUUAUUGACAAUGUGGCCAAAGAUUACUACCGACUUCUGAAGUAUGGCGAUUCCUUGUACAGGUGUAAACAGCUCAAAAAGGCUGCUUUAGGAAGAAUGUGUACGAUUAUGAAGCGUCAGAAACAGAGUCUGGAGUACUUGGAGCAGGUCCGACAGCAUCUCUCCCGCCUUCCCUCCAUAGACCCCAACACCAGAACACUGCUCAUCUGUGGCUUUCCAAAUGUCGGCAAAUCCAGCUUCAUCAACAAGAUCACACGAGCAGAUGUGGAAGUCCAACCCUAUGCAUUUACAACCAAGUCCUUAUUUGUUGGACACACAGAUUAUAAGUACCUACGCUGGCAGGUAGUCGACACACCUGGAAUUCUUGACCACUCGUUGGAAGACCGAAACACAAUAGAGAUGCAGGCCAUUACAGCUCUCGCCCAUCUACGGUCAGCCAUCCUGUACAUCAUGGACGUAUCGGAACAGUGUGGUCACUCACUAGAGCAACAGCGUGACCUCUUCAGCAGUAUAAAACCUCUAUUUACAAACAAACCUCUAAUCAUCGUAGCAAACAAAAUUGAUGUUACAAAAAUAGAAGACCUUCCAGAAGAAAAAAAGCAAAUAUUUACUGAUUUUGAAGCGGAGGGAAUCCCUGUGUUACAUAUGAGUACCCUGUCUGAGGAGGGCGUUAUGAAAGUUAAAACAGACGCAUGUGAAAGACUUUUAUCUCACAGAAUACAGACGAAAAUUAAACUGAAGAAAGUGGCAGAUGUGAUGAACAGACUACACGUUGCCAUGCCAGCUAAACGAGACAACAAGGAAAGACCGCCAUAUAUACCACCAGGAGUUCAAAAGAAAGAACAGGCAAUGGACACAGGCAUCAAAAAGAAAACAGAGCGUGACCUGGAGCUGGAGCAGGGAGACGAUUAUUUCUUGGACCUUAGGAAAUCAUGGGACUUAGCCAAGAAAGAGGAAACAUACGAUGUCAUCCCUGAGAUAUGGCAAGGUCACAACGUGGCCGACUUCAUAGACCCAGACAUUAUGGAGAAACUUGAUGCACUCGAGAGAGAGGAGGAGUUACGGGAUAAAGCUGGUUACUAUAACAACGAAAGCAGCGAAGAAGACGAGGAGAUGAAAUUUAUAAGACGCACUGCUAAAAAGAUUAAAGAAAAGAGGAAGAUUAUGAUCGUCGAAUCUAGAGAGAAGCGACGCAUAAAUAAACCACGUCUGCCCAAGAAAGCAACAAAGAUUGACACAAAGGACAUGGCAAAUGACAUGGGAGAAAUGGGAGUGGAGGUCGAGGGAGGGGCACAUUUGGCCAGAGCCCGCUCAAGGAGUGCCAGUAAACAAGCCGUGAAGAGGAAGCGCAGCGAGUCCACCACAAUGGUUGAUACUGCCAAGACUAGGAGCCUGAGUCGCUCAAAGAUGCCGAGGGACAGGUCCGGUGUUCGGGAUGUUGUGAUGGCCUCCAAGGUGAAGAAGAUUGGAAGAAAAGCACAGGUACCGAGGAACAGAGAAGCCAAGAAGGGUGAGGGCGAUCGUGUCAUCCUUAACAUGAUGCCCAAACAUCUGUACUCUGGGAAACGAGGAACUGGCAAAACUCAACGCCGUUAAUAAAUUAUUAUUGGAACAGCGGGAAAAUUAUACAUGUUGACAAACAUCUGUGUACGCUGGAAAAAAGAGGAACUGGCAAAACUCCAUGCCGUUAUGAAGUUAUCUUUGGAACAGAAAAGAUAAAAUGAUUUACAACAUUGAUAAACAUCACUACACAUUUUAAUAAUGGACACUAAUGUCCUAUUUGUUAUGAUGUCAGCAGCAUUGAUCAUUCUUAUGUAAGUGACAUAUAAGAUUACUGUGUCGGUAGGAAAGGAAUGUCCACAUCGUGUUGGAAUAUCUUGUUUGACACAGAAUUACCAUGUGAAGAACGACAACAAAGCAAUGAAAAUAAAGAAAGCCACAAUUUUCAUUACUGACCGUGAUUUCAACCACGAUAACAUGUCAUGUUUUAAUAAAGUGGUUUUUGUUAUCGUGAA
Molecule: messenger RNA, 2387 nt
Organism: Mizuhopecten yessoensis (Yesso scallop)
Lineage: Eukaryota; Metazoa; Mollusca; Bivalvia; Pectinida; Pectinidae
Product: nucleolar GTP-binding protein 1-like
Exons: 17
Coding region: 61-1968 (635 amino acids)
Biological process (GO): ribosomal large subunit biogenesis
Cellular component (GO): nucleolus
Molecular function (GO): RNA binding; GTPase activity; GTP binding
Source: RefSeq, a predicted model, not a curated record